GACGGCAAAACCAGUAUUAUGAACUGAUAACAGAUAUGGAUGGAAUUUCCUUGUAAUAAAAUUUAAUCAUCAGUAUAUGUAUUUUAUCAAGAGAAAAAAAAACUUUUACAGAUAGAAUAAAAAGUAUAGUAGCACACAUAUUUAAAAUUUUAAAUAUAUUUAAGACAAUAAUGAAAAUUUCCAAUCAUGAUUAGUCAGGAAAUUCUGAAUUAAAGUGAAGCAUAUAAAAGUAUGUUUCUCGAUGAUCAUGAAUAUAGUCAUCAUUCGACAACUAACAAAAUGAAGAUCACACUUAUAUUUGCUCUAGCCUUUUUCGCUAUUGCUACUGUCAGUUCAGUUAAUUCAACCAAUGAAGUAGAGGGUAAAUUGCAUCCAUCUGAUGAACAAAUUGCGACACACGAUGAUUUAGUUAGAAUGAAAGAAUUCAUAGGAAUGCGAAAUAGAAGGAGGUAUCCCUUCAUGCAACCAUAUAUUGCAACUGGUGGCAAUGGGCGUAGACGUAGAAAGUAUCAACCAUUAAAUACAGAGGAAAUUGAUAAAUCUGAGACAAGCAAAUUAAAUAUUAAUAAUAUUGAAAUUACUAAUAAUUAAAACAAAUCUUUCUUUGUAAUUUUAUUGUUAUAUUAAUUGUCAUUAAAUUAUACAUUUAUAUUCAUAUAUUUAUAACUCGCAAAGGAAAAAUUGUGUAUAAUUAAGCAUGUUUUUAAUAUUAAAAUAUAAGACAAUUAUAUUAAAA
Leptopilina boulardi is the source of this 736-nucleotide messenger RNA. RefSeq lists its product as uncharacterized. NCBI's taxonomy places the organism in Eukaryota, Metazoa, Arthropoda, Insecta, Hymenoptera, Figitidae. Bases 232 to 591 code for a protein of 119 amino acids. The transcript has 3 exons. The record is from RefSeq and is a predicted model, not a curated record.